AUGAAUGCUACUACUCCAUAUUCCAGCGAAUUCGAAAUUCGCAAAACGGCACACAAUGCUUUACUUGCACGAUAUGCACGUAAUUAUCCGAACCUUCUCUCAUUAUCCGCGCUUCCGCUAGUUCAACGCGUGCAUUUUCUUGCACCUAAUCAACCAUUUGAACUAAUGCAACAAGAAGAUUUAGAACCAUAUCUCCAAUGGCAGAAUGACGGUGUUUCUGACUUUUUGCUCCACGAAUGGGACCCAUAUUCUUCAACUAGCGUGUUGCAAGAUGCACCAAUAUAUUAUAAAAGGUGGGAUAAGGAGACGUUGCAUGCAAUGUUGGAGUUUGGAAGAAAGGGGAUUCGAAAGUUUGUUGCAAUAUUAGUAUGGGAAGAAGAAAAGCAGGAAGACAUUCAAUAUGAUGAGCCACAAGAACUAAGACAAGAACAAACUAAGGAACCGGAGAAAUUAGAAUGCAAGAAUUGGAAGUAUUAUAAUACGAAGGAAGUGGUGAAUUGGGAGAGUUAUUUAAGUGAGGGAUGGGAAUUGUUAAUAGAUCUUGCCGACCAAGCGUUUCAAAAUAAAAUGUCAAACAUGUAUUCCUCUGAUGAUAAAGACGUUGCAGCAGCUUCAUCAGAAAGCAAUAUGCAAAAUAAUCGUGCAUUAAAUGAUGACGAUGAGGAGUCUUAUUGGAAUCAGUAUGGGCAACCUUUGGGCAAUAAUUAUAGUACCUUCAAAACAACUUCCUCCAAGAUUUUGACUGAAUCACUACUGGAAGAGAACAGAAGCUCUGAGGAUAUUCACACAUCGGGGAAGAUCUCAAAUGUUGAUGUCAAGAAUUCAUCAUGUAAUGAUAACAGAUUAGAAGCAGUAUCAAAUCAUAAUAGAGUACGAUUUGAUAAGAAAGAAAAUGAUGAAGAAGAGAAACAUAACGAGAGUACUAUAGGAACCACUCUAUUGACAUCAUUUCCACCGCCAAAUGACGAUCCUGCGCAGGAUGAGGGAAUACAACACCAAGAGAUCCCCCAAAAAGAGACCGAAAAGUUAAUGAUCUCAACAGUCUCCUCUAUUACUACUGAUAUGUCGACGUUGUUGUCAUCUUCAUCUGUGCAAAAAGAAGUUCAAAAUAAUGAGAUUCAAAAAUUUAUUUCUGGCGCUAUCGAAUCUAUAUAUGGAAUGGCAAGGUUAAAUGGAGUAUCUACAGAGAAAUUCCUAGAGUUAGCGUGGGACGCAGUAAUGAAGAAAUGA
Messenger RNA from Ambispora leptoticha, 1230 nucleotides. The record is from the annotation of a GenBank genome assembly. Lineage: Eukaryota; Fungi; Glomeromycota; Glomeromycetes; Archaeosporales; Ambisporaceae.